This is a messenger RNA of Adineta steineri, 897 nucleotides long. The record is from the annotation of a GenBank genome assembly. Lineage: Eukaryota; Metazoa; Rotifera; Eurotatoria; Adinetida; Adinetidae.
AUGACAACAAACAUCGAAUCAUGGUUUAUUCCUUUCGAUAUUGUUAUGAUUGUGUGUAGUGUUUUUGCCGUUAUCCUAGCUAUGUUAUUUUUAAUCAUUAUUAUUCUUGAUAAAACAUGUCAUACAGUAUCAAUGAUGCUCGUUGCAAAUUCAUGUUUAGCUGAACUCGCUUUUGGAAGUAUUUCAAUCAGUAUGGCUAUAUUUACACUUCAAAAUGAUAUUAAACAAAUUCAAUAUCAAGAUUCACUUUGUGUUUUUCGAGGUUUCAUGGGUUAUGUCGUGGCUGCUCUACAGUUUUAUUCUUUUUUACUUCAAGCUAUCUACCGAUAUAUCAUAGUAAUUUAUCCCACUCGUCUAUUUUGGCAAUCAACUCGAUUUCAAGUUUUACUUAUGAGUAUUACAUGGAUAUUUGGCUUUGUCUGUCCACUACCACAUAUACUCACUCAUGCAAUCACAUACAAUGUUGAUAAUCAAUUCUGUCAAAUGCCUCUUCGACUGUCUUUUUUAACAGUUUACAACGCACUUUUUGUCUGUGUGGUUCCCGUGUCUCUCACAAUGUUAAUCUAUUUUAGAUUGGUUCGAUAUGUGAGAGAAAUGAGUAGACAUAUAAUAUCUGCUAAUACUUUAUUUCGUGCUCAGCGAGAACUCAAGAUGGUUCGACGUAUCGUUAUCCUUGUCAUUGGUGUUGUUACACUUGGUUUUCCUUAUGUACUGUUUACGUUUAUAUCAUUUUUCACUACUCCACCAAAAUAUCAUUUUCGUAUUGCUUAUAUAUUUGCUGAUGCAUCAAUGGCAUAUGUAAUGAUUGCUCUAUUUCAAUUUACAGACCCAUUAAAAGAGUAUGUAAAGAAAAUAAUUCAUGGAAGAUCAAACGCCGUAAUACCAACGAUGACGUAA